GUCUUGUUUCCGUUUGUUCGAUUCUCUCCUGAUAUUCCAUUCCAAAGAUUUACACUUCUCCCUGGUUCAAUAUGAAUUAUUUCUUAGUGCAUUUACUAGUCUUAGCUGCGAUCUUACCAUGGGUGCAAUGUGAUGCCCCUCCAGCCUCAACUCUCUACCUCAGCGAAACCAACACCACAUUCUCCAUCAAUCUCCCCGAUAACUCAUCUGAUGUAUACAUCUACUUCUCCUCCCCAGCGUUCUCCUGGGUCGCGGUGGGCGCAGGCGAUAAGAUGGCGAACUCCCUCUCUUUUAUCAUGUACCCUUCCGCCAACAAUAAAAAUGUCACAAUAAGCCCCCGCAUUGCAAGUGGCCACUCCGAACCAACCUUCGCCCCAGAGAUUCAGAUCGAGUCUCUGCCCGGCACAACCAUUAACAACGACACACUUGUCCUCAACGCUGUCUGCCACAACUGCCGUACUUGGCGUGGCGGCUCACUGGACGUCUCUUCCACCACUCAACCGUGGAUAUACGCAUUCGGCCCAGAUCUCGAGCUACAAAGCAAUUCUCAACAUGCGCCACUGCGACGGCAUCACGCUUACGGCCACUUCACGAUGAACAUGGUCCAAGCCUCCGGAGCCGGCGGCGUGCCAGAACCCAGCACCGUAAUGAACGGCGCCCAGCUCGUCGGCGCAGAGAAAGAAGACAACGGAAAUCAAGCCACAGUCGCCCACGCGAUCCUCAUCGCCUUCGCUAUCUUGGUCAUGACACCGAUCAACGUAGUCCUCGUGGGACUCUUCAAGACGUUCAAUUUGCAUAUCUGGUUCUCGGUGCUGGUUAUGAUGUUCAUAAUCGCUGGAUUCGGGUUGGGGAUAUCUAUUAGUGGGGAGUAUAAUAGGUCCAAACACUUCUCCUCCCCCCACCAGGUCCUCGGCUUCAUCACCAUUAUCGCUUUCCUUGCCAUUGGCGUACUCGGCGGCUUCCAAUCCCGCCAACUGCGCGUGCCCUCCACGAACGCGCCACGGCAAGCUACAAAACUGGACACUGCGCAUACAUGGCUCGCGAGAGGGGCGUGGCUCCUUGCCGUCAUUAACGGCGGACUUGGUCUCCAAUUCGCCUCCUCGCCCAUGCACACCCGCAUCAUCUACGCGCUCGUCACCCUCGCUCUCACGCUACCGAUGGUGAUAGUGUAUCUCCUCGUCUGGAGGCGGCAACGGGUUACCAAGGAGAAGUUUGAUGAGGACCGGGAUGUUGUGCUUGAGGCGUACUAUCUGUCGCAGCCGAAACCGAUCCAUUGAGCGGGGACGGUAGGAUUAGGAUGGUGAAGUUGUGCGUGUAAGACUUUGGUCAUAUGGGAGAUGCUGUGGGCUGCUUCAUUUCGGGUUAGCACAGGGAGUUUCGAUGAUUUUUUGGGUAUGAGUACGUAGGGCGUUCGAGGAGUUUGCAGACCCCCCAUGUUCAGAUGGACCGCUUAGAAAGAUGUACACGAUUUGUAAUUCUCCGUUCAUUCGAAAUGGACGAACUUACAGAUUACAGUAACGUUUCGGCCGUUCAUUGACAUUCUGGCUGAGAAUACAAACAUACCGCAACCGCAGAACAGCCUCACCAAAGCCUAAAGUCACAUCAAGCA
This is a messenger RNA of Mytilinidion resinicola, 1609 nucleotides long. Its product is annotated as CBD9-like protein. Lineage: Eukaryota; Fungi; Ascomycota; Dothideomycetes; Mytilinidiales; Mytilinidiaceae. The transcript has 7 exons. The record is from RefSeq and is a predicted model, not a curated record. The coding region runs from base 72 to 1277 and encodes 401 amino acids.